This is a messenger RNA of Elaeis guineensis (African oil palm), 1828 nucleotides long. Its product is annotated as aldehyde dehydrogenase family 2 member B7, mitochondrial. The record is from RefSeq and is a predicted model, not a curated record. NCBI's taxonomy places the organism in Eukaryota, Viridiplantae, Streptophyta, Magnoliopsida, Arecales, Arecaceae. Gene Ontology annotation, molecular function: oxidoreductase activity, acting on the aldehyde or oxo group of donors, NAD or NADP as acceptor.
AAAAAAAAAAAUCACAGAGAUCGUUUUCCCACACAGACCAGUACUGAGAGGAGAGCAGAGAUAUCGGCAAUCAAGGCUAUGGCGGUGGCACGAAGGCUUGCGUCCUGUCUCCUCUCCAGCUCCCUCUCCGCUUCUUCUCCUCGCUCCCUCACCUCUCUGUUUCGCGGAGACCAAUCACGAGCCUCUGCGUCGGAGGUUCUUCGAAGGUUUAGCACUGCAGCUGCAGUUGAAGAACAUAUCACACCACCAGUUGAUGUACAGCACACACAGCUUCUGAUCAACGGGCAAUUUGUGGAUGCAGCAUCAGGUAAGACAUUUCCAACAUUAGAUCCUAGGACCGGGGACGUGAUUGCCUGUGUCGCUGAAGGAGAUGCCGAAGACAUCAACCGCGCCGUAGCUGCUGCUCGCAAGGCAUUUGAUGAAGGACCAUGGCCCAGGAUGACUGCUUAUGAAAGGUCACGCAUACUUCUGCGGUUCGCGGAUUUGAUGGAAAAGCACAAUGAUGAGAUCGCGGCACUUGAGACUUGGGACAAUGGGAAGCCUUAUGAACAGUCUGCCAACAUAGAAGUUCCAAUGCUGAUCCGUCUGAUGCGAUAUUAUGCUGGUUGGGCAGACAAGAUACACGGUCUCGUGGUGCCAGCUGAUGGUCCACAUCAUGUCCAAGUCCUGCAUGAGCCAAUUGGUGUUGUCGGCCAGAUUAUUCCAUGGAACUUUCCACUUCUUAUGUUUGGCUGGAAGAUUGGCCCGGCAUUAGCAUGUGGGAACACCAUCGUAUUGAAGACUGCAGAGCAAACUCCUCUAUCUGCUCUUUAUGUGUCUAAACUAUUGCAUGAGGCUGGGCUUCCUGAGGGUGUUCUAAAUAUAAUCUCUGGAUUUGGUCCAACCGCUGGUGCAGCUCUUGCAAGUCACAUGGAAGUUGACAAGCUUGCUUUUACUGGAUCAACUCCUACUGGCAAGAUUAUUCUUGAAUUGGCUUCAAGAAGCAACCUCAAGCCAGUUACGUUAGAGCUUGGAGGCAAGUCCCCUAUGAUCAUAAUGGAUGAUGCAGAUGUGGAUCAGGCAGUAGAGCUUGCACAUUUUGCUUUGUUCUUUAAUCAGGGACAGUGCUGCUGUGCAGGGUCUCGUACAUUUGUGCAUGAAAGGGUGUAUGAUGAGUUUGUUGAGAAAGCAAAGGCUCGCGCUUUGAAGCGUAUUGUUGGUGACCCUUUCAGACAAGGUGUUGAACAAGGUCCUCAGAUUGAUGAGGACCAAUUUCGAAAGAUCUUGGGCUACAUCAAAUCUGGCACUGACAGUGGUGCCACCCUUAUAGCGGGAGGUGACAGGCUUGGCAGCAAAGGCUACUUCAUUCAACCUACCGUCUUUGCAGAUGUGAAGGAUGAAAUGAAAAUAGCUCGGGAGGAGAUAUUUGGACCAGUUCAAUCAAUUUUAAAAUUCAGCGAUCUAAAUGAGGUCAUACGGAGGGCAAACGCCAGUCACUACGGGCUGGCUGCUGGAAUUUUCAGCAACAACAUGGACACUGUCAACACAUUGAUGCGUGCACUGAGAGCUGGAUCAGUAUUUGUCAAUUGCUUUGAUGUCUUUGAUGCUGCAAUUCCUUUUGGUGGGUACAAGAUGAGCGGGCAUGGAAGAGACAAGGGCAUGGAUAGCCUCAAGAACUACUCACAGAUUAAGGCGGUUGUGACUGCAUUGAAGAACCCUGCAUGGUUGUAAUCUUUCAAUGUUACAGUCUUGAUAUUUAUUUUCUGAUGUGCUAGGAAGAUGAUGUUUGAACUCCAAUAAGCUUUAUUGCAAUCCGAAUGUUUAUGGUUUCGGCCAUUUGUCAUAGAAA